CGGCAAAACUUUCUAAUUAGCAUAAUUUGUUGUGCUACAGGGCAUUUUUCAACAUCAACUGACCAUCAAUCAUCUAGAUGGUUCAAACGUCGAGUAUACGAGACCAAUUACUCGAACAUUGAAAAGGUGCUUUUGAUGAAGCUUAAUACUCAAUUAACUCUGAGACUGGUAUUGCGAAACGCCUUUAGACGGGAUGAUCCCGAACUCACCAAUGACAUUCAGACGCUCUACAAGCAAUGUCCUACCCUGUUCAAGCGCGCUUUGGCCCGCUCGGAUCGCAAUGAAUUAGAACAAGAAGCUGACGCUAUGCUCGAUCAGGACGAGUUUGAGCUUGACGUCCCUCCGUCAGCCAAUGAGAGUCAUCAGGACCCUUCCAUUAUUAACAAGAUCCCCUCUAAAGAGAUGGCUAACUCAACCCAUUUCAUCCAAGGUGAUAGCCCUAUGCCUGUUAGAGCAGAACAGUUAUCGGAACAUUUCCUUCAGCAACUCCGAUCGGCCUAUCAUCGGGAUUAUGGUAAGGCGUCUUACUGGCCAUCCUAUUACGAGAAGAAGAAGAUGGUGCAGUAUGCCCGCAAGGUGGGGUUCAAUCGACCGCCUAUGUCCCCUGGCGAGGAUCCCGAGCGCUUUGUUUUCAGUAAAGGGGACUCAAUUGCGUAUCAUGACAAUCAAAUCGGUAUCAUCGACCACAUUUUCCUCUUUGAUGUAUAUGGGGAACGUCACAUCUUCUUGGUGAUCACACCCUUGGAAAGAACAGGUGAGCGAGACAGCAUUCUCGACUUGGAGAUCAUGGAAGAACAAGAAGAUGCACCUAUUAUGAUUGGCAUAACGGCAAUAAAUCCUACUAGGCCGUAUGUCAUCUAUGUCCCUGGUAUUGGACACGUCUUGAACGACUGGAACAUCAAAUUGCUAUAAUGGUCUCCGGACUUUUCCGAAAUCGCGAUUUCACCCAAAAAGACCAUGGACCCCCUUUGCCCACGGCCAAGUCCUUCGCAGGAGUACUUCGACUGGAACAGCAAGCUUUCGCCCUUUGUCGCUUUCGGAUUAGUGGCCUGUACUGGUGGUGGUUGAUGACGACUAGAAGGGAAUGCAUAACUUGUAUCUCUUCAUUGCUCC
Messenger RNA from Daldinia loculata, 1113 nucleotides. RefSeq lists its product as uncharacterized. The coding region runs from base 136 to 912 and encodes 258 amino acids. The record is from RefSeq and is a predicted model, not a curated record. Lineage: Eukaryota; Fungi; Ascomycota; Sordariomycetes; Xylariales; Hypoxylaceae. The transcript has 3 exons.